Ambispora gerdemannii is the source of this 3102-nucleotide messenger RNA. Lineage: Eukaryota; Fungi; Glomeromycota; Glomeromycetes; Archaeosporales; Ambisporaceae. The record is from the annotation of a GenBank genome assembly.
AUGUCCGCAACAGACCAAGAAAUCACGGAUUUUGUUUUUGAAACACCCGCAGCCUCGGAAGAAAAUGAGGCCAAUGUAAAUACAAAUGAGAUAAGCAACGCUCCGGUGACUGCAAAAAACAUUCAAGCGCUUAAAGCGCAAAUAAUUGAAAUCGACCAGUUAUUUAAUUUAUUCGCACUGAAGGAAUCAGAGUUAUCGGAUGCAAGAGCUCAACUAGGUGUUCUUGGAGAAAGCUUAUUAAGUGAGUUAGCAGCGAACGCAAUCAAAGAUACGGAAAUAACACAGAAAAAUCAAGAGAUAACACAAAAAGAUCAAGAGAUAAUACAAAAAAAUCAAGAUAUCGCAUCUUUGCGUGCGGGUUUAACAAAAUUACGGGACCAGGUUUCAAUUCCCGUGCAGGAUUGUGAACGACUUCGAAAGGAAGUCAAAAGUCUGAAUAUUAAAUUGGAAGAAAAAGAGACGCGGUUGCAAGAACACGGAAAUAUAAUAGGAGAUGCGCAGCGAUUACGAAGUGAUAAUCAAAAUCUUAUGAGUCGCGUCAGAUCAUUAGAGGCAUUGAAAUCGCAGCUGGAGUUUAAAAUACAAGAGAACGAAAAUAAUGCCUCAAAUAAUGAUCAAAUCAAAAAAGAGCAUCAAAAAUUAAAAAAGGACCUUGCAAAGAAGGAAGACAAGUGCAAUAAAUCCAAUGCGGAAAAAUUAGCACUUGAAGAACGGAUAAAGCAGAUCGAGGCUGAAAAAAAUCUACUCGAAGAGAGGGUGAAAGAUCUCGAAAGUGAAAUCGAAAAGAGACAAGAUGAAGAUUUAGAGCGAGAACUGAACCAAGGUCUAGGGCAAGAAUGUCUCGCGGAAAAGGAUAGUAAAAUAGCGGAACUUGAUGAAGAAUUGGGAGUAUUACGUAACGAGGCAAAAAUGUUCGAUCAAAUACGAAGCGAGUGCGAAAAACUUCGACGUGAGAAUCAGCAAUUAAAGAUCUCGGAAAAAUCUCAAACCCAAGAAGCUGAUCAGCAGAACGAAAUACUAAAGUUAAAAAGAGAACUUGCCGAGUUAAAGAACGUUCGACAAAAUAAUCAUGAUAUUGAGCAACAACUAAAGACGUCAAAUGACGAGAUCGAAAAAUUACGUCAGAUACUUCGAGAUAAGCCAAAAGAAACUUUGAACAUUCAUCCUGAUAUCUCAAACCAAUUUUCAUUGGUUAUGCAAGAAUUAAAUGCUUCGAAAAAAAACAUUGAAAACUUGGAAAAAGUAAAGAUAGCCUUACAAGACUUGGUAACAACACAACAAAUCCAAAUAAUGGAUCUUCGCAACUCAAAACAAGCUGUCAUUUCAACGGUCUCCUCAAGCGCAAUACAAGAAACCCCCAAUAAAGAUCCGUUGACUCCUACAUAUUCCAAUUCUGAUCUUAUUGAUCCUACACAUCCUAAUUCUGGUCUUAUUGAUACAGUCCUUCCUACACAUUCUAAAUCUGGUCUUAUUGAUCCAAUCCCUCCUACACAUUCUAAUCCUGGUCUUAUUGAUCCUACACAUCCUAAUCCUGGUCUUAUUGAUCCAGUCCUUCCUACACAUUCUAAUUCUGGUCUUAUUGAUCCAAUCCCUCCUACACAUUCUAAUCCUGGUCUUAUUGAUCCAGUCCUUCCUACACAUUCUAAUCCUGGUCUUAUUGAUGCCGUCCCUCCUAUACGUUCUAAUCCUGAUCUUAUUGAUCCAGUCCCUCCUACACAUUCUAAUCCUGGUCUUAUUGAUCCAGUCCUUCCUAUAUUAGAGGACACAAGGAAAAAACGUAAAAAUUUUGAACGCGAACUAGGUGACAACAAUGCAUUUGCUCUUACGAAGCCAGACCCUAAAAAGAGACGAGUGACCAGACAAAAAACAAUUCCCUCGAUAUCCAAUUCAACCGUAGGGCAGGAUCAACUUUCGUUUAUAGCAAAAAAACUCCAGGAUCUCGCUGGACAUUCUGAGAACGUCUUCAAUUCGAUAAAAUCCUUACGAUCUUUUGCUUUUGAAAAAGGUGAAACUCUUAUCCAAGCAAUCGAUCAAUACAUUAGAUUAUUGCGUACUCCACACAACUUGAAACCGAUCGGUGAAGUGGAUCAGGUAAAAAAUAUUGUUGACUUAAAAGGGCGGAGUAUACCAAUGCCGGUGGUUUUGCCGAAACGUGAAGCUGAUUUCGUCCUGUUUCUUUGGUUCAUGUCUCGGGAGUUUCCAGAUAGUAAUAUAAUCGAAAAAAUUAUGGAAUACGCAUUUAAGCAAAUCGUUUUAUCGAAAAAUAAAUCAAACGAUAUGGGCAUAGGAUGCCGACUUUGUCGAAUUUUUGUGGCACUUUGUCGCAUUUCGCGUGAUAUACAUCGACCAAGAACUUUGUGUUUCGAUCUUAUGCGAGAAAUACAUAAAUUCGAUUACGUGGUAAAAAUAGUAGAGAAUAUUGCAAAGAUAUGGCCACAAGUUCUACAUAAUGACGUAUCAUCCAACUCGCAAGAAAAUGUAACCAUUUUGGGUACAAUGGAAUCGAUUAUUGCACAGAAUAUUAAAGAUUCGAGUCUAUACUCCACUUUCGUGAGAUACUGUUCAUGGAACCAGCUCAGCAACAUUCCAUCCCUUCAAGACAGACUUCAAGCAUUAUCCGAUCUUAUUCAAUCACCCGAAUUUCAAGUCAAAUGCAGAGCAGAAGCGGAUAAUGGUCAAUUUCAAGAGUAUCGCUAUAAUCUUAUUAAAUCUUUUGAAUUGAUCGCGUGUUGGAGCCCGUGGCCCGAAUUUUACGAAAAAGUUGUUUGUGGUGUCUUACUUCCUUUGGUGGGUAAUGAAGAUCUCGCAGGUGUUCCGAUCGAAAUAAUAGGCGAGGUAUGCCGAAAAGGAAUAUUGGAUGUUAAAAAGAAGAAAGAAGUAUCGGAAAUGGUCGCUCGUCUUUGUCAAAAUCUUGCACCUCAAAACGAAGCUUCGUUAAUACAAAAAGCUCGCUUUGCAAGUGUCAUACUUAAUCUCGCAGAAGGUGAUCUCGAAUUUGUUGAUGCCGUCUUCCGGUGGCACUCUUCGUUGGAAGUACAAAACGAAUUGCCAAGUGUGUUUGUCGAGCAAUUGAAAGUUUUGCGGUCCGUAACUUCAAACUAA